AUGAUAUGGAGUAAUACUAGUAACGAUGGAGAUGACAACACUGGAGGAAUAUAUAAAUGGACUAUGGACGCCCUCUUUGGCCGCCGCAUAUCCCCUUCCAGGCGAUUUAAGGAAGCUUCGCAGGACGACACAAACUACAAAUCAAAAAAGAGCCAUCGAGAUCCAAAAAAGUGGAAUGGUGCAGAAUACUCGACUAGGGCCCGAUCUAGUUCAGCGUCCACUGAGGGAGCUUUUUAUCAUCGUUACGAUUUACUGCAGGAUGAUGAUGAUCCAGAAAUUUUGAAACCCGUACAGCGCUCUGUUUGGAAGGACUCAGAUUCUUUUGGGCAAAGGCAUACACAAGUGAAGGGUUGGGACUUUCACAGUGAUGUUGGUGAGAAACCCUUGAAUUACGAAGAGUCAGACAGUAACGAUACUUUCUCAGGCCGUAAACAAAGACUGCAUGAUCGUGGGGAGAAGCUACCUCGGGACCUCGAUAACAAUAGUCUGAAAUUCCGCGUGCCAAACCACAAUGAUCCUCUGAUAUCCAAACUUUUCGGCAAAGAAACGUCUUCACCUCCCAAAGCACUACCGGGGAAAUUUCCUUCGCCGCUGAAGAAAGUUGCAGUAAAACCGCACACGUCUGCGAAGGAGCUCUCGUGCCCUAGUAAGGAUUUUACGGCCGAAUAUCUGCAACUUUUAGAGGACCUUGAUUUAAACGGUCAGAGGCUUAAACAGCUACAGUUAGGUAUUCAACACCAUCACGAUGAUCAACAAGCUCGUGAAUCCUCGUACCGCGAAAAGUACUUCACAAUGCGCAAAGAGCUGAUAUCUGAACUGAAGCAGUCCAAGCGGAUAUAUGAUAACUACUACAAGCUUUAUGAAAAAUACAAACGACUGCGAAUCUCUAAUACUAAUGCAACGCAAACCCAACGGCGGGUGCAUGACUUGGAGACACAAGUCGUUGACGCGUCCAUUGAAAGAGCUGAAGAGGUUCGCAAACUCAGCGAAACAAUUUUUCAGCUUGAGUUAAAACAGCAAGAAAUUCAAGCUGGACAUGAGCGCGAAAGGAUAAGAUAUCAAUCUCGGAUUGCAGAGCUCGAAAGCAUUCUCCGACCAAGGCUUUCAGAUUCUGCACAAACGUCAAAAGCACCAUAUCGUGCGCAUCUUGAACCUCAAUUAUACCCAACCAGCUUUACGUAG
Molecule: messenger RNA, 1182 nt
Organism: Lachancea nothofagi CBS 11611
Lineage: Eukaryota; Fungi; Ascomycota; Saccharomycetes; Saccharomycetales; Saccharomycetaceae
Source: the annotation of a GenBank genome assembly